This is a messenger RNA of Phytophthora sojae, 1385 nucleotides long. RefSeq lists its product as hypothetical. The transcript is spliced from 9 exons. Gene Ontology annotation, biological process: L-phenylalanine catabolic process. The coding region runs from base 35 to 1357 and encodes 440 amino acids. Gene Ontology annotation, cellular component: cytoplasm. The record is from RefSeq and is a predicted model, not a curated record. Gene Ontology annotation, molecular function: homogentisate 1,2-dioxygenase activity. NCBI's taxonomy places the organism in Eukaryota, Oomycota, Peronosporomycetes, Peronosporales, Peronosporaceae.
CUCGACGAGACAAGCGUAUCCGCCUGCAAGCACCAUGACCGACGCUGCCUGGGACUCGCUGUCGUAUCUGCCGGGCUUCGGCAACGAUUUCUGCUCGGAGGCGCUGCCCGACGCGCUGCCCAAGGGCCAGAACAAUCCGCAAAAGUGUGCGUAUGGACUGUACGCCGAGCAGCUCUCGGGCACGGCGUUCACUCUGCCGCGCCACAAGAACCAGCGCAGCUGGCUGUACCGUAUCCUUCCGCCAGUAGUGCACGAGAAGUACAAGGAGGUGGACCACCCGUUCGUCAAGGCGGACUUUGCCAAGGAGAAGCUCACGCCGCAGCAGAUGCGGUGGAGGCCCAUGCCAUUCCCAGCCGACUCGGAGAAAGUGGAUUUCAUCGACGGGUUACGCACGAUCGGUGGAGCGGGAGACCCGACGAUGAAGGCGGGCUUAGCCAUCCACAUGUACGCCGCCAACACGUCGAUGAAGGACACGUGCUUCUACAACUCGGACGGCGACUUUCUGAUCGUCCCUCAGACUGGUGACCUGAAGAUCACGACGGAGUUUGGUCGUCUCAAGGUGUCGCCGCACGAGAUCUGCGUCAUCCAGCGCGGCAUUCGCUUCUCGGUUGACCUGGACGGACCUUCUCGCGGCUACAUUCUGGAGGUGUACAACCGCCACUUCGUCCUGCCUGAUCUUGGACCAAUCGGAGCCAACGGACUCGCCAACCCGCGCGAUUUUGAGCACCCGAGCGCUUUCUACGAAGAUCGCGAUGUCGAAUACUUGGUCGUGAACAAGUUUGGUGGCCAAGUGUUUUCAGCUCGCAUGGCCUUCUCACCGUUCAAUGUCGUCGCGUGGCACGGUAACUACGUGCCGUACAAGUACAACCUCGACAAGUUCUGCACCAUGAACUCCGUCAACUACGACCACCCGGACCCCUCUAUCUACUGCGUACUGACGUGCCAAACGGAGGAGGCAGGCAACGCUGUCGCAGACUUCGUCAUCUUCCCGCCCCGUUGGAUGGUCCAAGAGCACACGUUCCGUCCCCCGUACUUCCACCGUAACUGCAUGAGCGAGUACAUGGGAAUGGUCUACGGCACCUACGACGCUAAGAAGGGCGGUGAGGACGGCUUCGCCCCUGGAGGCGCUUCCCUCCACAGCGUCGACACGCCACACGGACCUGAUGCUGAAACGUUCCUUGCGGCUUCGAACGCGGAGCUCAAGCCGCACAAGUUCGACGGCGGGCUGGCGUUCAUGUUCGAGUCGACGUACCUGGUCAAGCUCACGGACUAUGCGCUGAAGUGCGAGCACAACGACGAAAACUACUGGAAGUGCUGGCAACAAAUGCCCAAGCUGUUCAACCCCAAGCAGGCGUAAGGAAGUGGGGUGAACGAAACUUAACUGU